Molecule: messenger RNA, 2532 nt
Organism: Mercenaria mercenaria
Lineage: Eukaryota; Metazoa; Mollusca; Bivalvia; Venerida; Veneridae
Product: complex I assembly factor ACAD9, mitochondrial-like
Exons: 18
Coding region: 63-2042 (659 amino acids)
Molecular function (GO): acyl-CoA dehydrogenase activity; flavin adenine dinucleotide binding
Source: RefSeq, a predicted model, not a curated record
AGUUUGUUCCCAAAUGUAAGGUAAACUUCCGCUGUCUUCGCCGGGUAACACAAACAGAAAGAAUGUUCAAAAAAUCGCUUUUAAAACUAAGUCAAAGACAAAUUAAGAGUAUUAUUACCGUAGAAAAUAUAAACUCCAACAGAUGGACGAUACCAGUUAUUUAUCAUGACAGAUGUCUUGCUAGCAGCGUCGAAAAGGCGGGGGGCUCGAGUAUUACGAAAACUGAAGGUCAGGAUAUAGAACGAUCGAAAGACGGGCCGUCAAAACCGCUGAAAAAUACUCCAUUUGUCAAAGAAUUAUUUCUUGGGAGAUUUGAUAAGGAAAUGCUAGUAUUCCCAGAGCUGUCUAAAAGUGAAGAUUAUGAUCACCUGAAUGAAUUGGUGGCACCUAUAGAAAGAUUCUUCGAUGAAGCAGUGGAUUCUAAGCAGAUUGACAUAGAUGGUAAAAUUCCAGAUGAAAUAUUAAAGCAUCUUGGUGAACUGGGCUUGUUUGGAAUGCAGAUACCAGAAGAAUACGGUGGCCUUGAACUGGAUGCAACAAAGUUUGCACGACUGGCAGAAAUCACAGCACUAGAUGGAGCUAUAGCAGUGACUCUAGCAGGACAUGGGUCAAUUGGACUUAAGGGAAUUUUGAUAGCUGGAACAGAAGCCCAGAAACAGAAGUAUUUACCCAAACUUGCCUCUGGUGAACAUAUAGCAGCUUUCUGUCUCACAGAACCUACAAGUGGUAGUGAUGCAGCCUCAAUUCAGACGAGAGCCACUUUAUCGGAGGAUGGGCAGACAUUUCAUCUCAAUGGUGGCAAAAUAUGGAUAACUAAUGGAGGCAUUGCUGAUAUAUUCACAGUUUUUGCUAAAACAGAAGUCACAAAUGAAAAGGGUGAAAAACAGGACAAAAUAACAGCAUUUAUUGUUGAAAGAGAGUUUGGUGGAAUUACAAGUGGGAGACCAGAAGAUAAACUUGGAAUCCGGGGAUCAAACACGUGUGAGGUACAUUUUGACAACACACCAGUACCAGUAGAAAACGUCAUAGGAGAAGUUGGUGGCGGAUUUAAGAUUGCAAUGAAUAUUUUGAACAGUGGAAGAUUCAGUAUGGGCAGUUCAGGGGCCGGUAUUCUUAAGCGUCUUAUAGGUUAUACAGCUGAGCAUGCCAUUUCAAGAACACAGUUCAAACAAAAACUCAUGGAGUUUGAACUUAUUAAGAAAAAGUUUGCCCAAAUGGCAGUGACAACAUACGCUAUGGAGAGUAUGGCAUACCUUACAGCUCUCACUCUGGAUUCCUAUGAGGAACCUGAUGCCUCGGUGGAAGCAGCUAUGGUCAAGAUAUAUAGCUCUGAAGGUUGUUGGAAUUGUGCCAGUGAAUGCCUGCAGGUUCUGGGAGGGCUUGGAUACAUGAAGACUUAUCCAUAUGAACGUUACCUCCGAGAUGCUAGAAUUCUCAUGAUAUUUGAGGGCACAAAUGAGAUACUGCGCUUAUACACAUCCCUUACAGGAAUGCAGUAUGCUGGCAAGGAACUCAAAGAUUUACAAAGAAAGGCUAGAGACCCUUUCAACAAUCCUUCAUUAAUUUGGAAAGGAGUGAAAAUGUCUUUUAGAAACAUGCUUGGGAGAGAUACAAGACCAAAAAUGACAUUGAAUCUUCAUGAGGAAGUACAUCCAUCAUUGAAGGACCAGGCUGAUCAGUUAGAAGAGGCAGUUCUCAGGUUUGAGCUGGUUGUGCAGAAGCUCCUUGUUAAAUAUGGAAGUAAAAUUAAAGAUGCUCAGUUAGAGUUGGAAAGAUGCGCCAAUAUCACAAUUGACAUUUAUGCCAUGACAGCCUGUAUUGGUAGAACAUCAAGGUCUCUGUGUAUAGGCCUGAGGAAUUCAGACCAUGAGGUUUUAUUGACACGACUCUUCUGUGACGAAGCAGUUAAAAGAAUAAACAAGAAUUUCAAAGAAAUUUAUGAAGGUCCACAGGAAAACAGUGAUGAUCUCAGAUGCAGGAUCGCAGAUGCAAUAUUUGAGAACAAAGGUUAUGCUGCCACACAUCCAUUGGCUCACAGUUAAUGUGGACUGGUUCCACUGUCAAUGAUAUAGACUAUGUAUUGUCUGGUAUGACCUUCCAUGCAAAAGUUACAUGUGUAUUCAUUGAAAUCUGGCAGUGUAGUCAGUAGUCUGGCUAUAACAUUAUAAAUGUACGCAGGUGUAUAUGAAAAAUGAAAGAAAUGAAUUCUAUAUGCAGAUGUCAACCGUAUUUGUUACCUUUGCCUAUAGGGCAAUUUGUGAGAAUAAACUUACUGAUGGAAACGUGUGAACUCGGCAGUAAGUGCUUGAGAAUGCUGAAAUAAGAUUUUAAAGGGACACACUUCCAGAUUUAUUAAAUUUAUUCAACUUUAGAUAGUACACAAUUGUGGAAACUGAAUCUCCAGUACCUUGUGUAUCCUCUCUUGACUGUGAUACUAAUGCACGAGUUGUAAGAAACAAGGAGGCAAGUGCUAUAGUUUAUUUUUCUUUUGCAAAAUGGUUGCAUAAAAUUCAGAUAAAAUACUUGUGUAUA